CUUUCUUUCUUUCUUUCUUUCUUUCUUUCUUUCUUUCUUUCUUUCUUUCUUUCUUUCUUUCUUUCUUUCUCUCAACGAAGAACAAACUGAUCUGUGUGUGUUAUGGGAGGUCGGUGUUGUUAAUUUGAGCGUAGUUAUUUCUUUGAUUUUAUCUGCGUUUUGAUUUCACUACGCUUGGUUCAGGUAAAAUACAUCACAGACAUCAGAAACAUGAUUUGAUACUCUAAAAGAUGGUGGUUAAUCUUUAGCUUUUGAGCAACUCUAUGUUUAAUGUACUAUAGUUUUUAUUAAGAUUAGUUAGAAUUUUAGAAUUCAACAUGUUUUCUUCUGUGUUUACAUUUUAUGUCUAUUCUAAAUUUACAUUUUAACUAAACGAAUUGAAACCAAUAAUUUGUAUAUUUGUCUUGUUAAGAUACUAAUGUGCACCUAAAGGUAAUUUCCGUGAUUCGUUUGCCAUGUAAAAGCUUGCAGGCCUAAUCAGUGUCAUUGAAACUGAAAAAAUUGAUUUUUUUUUAGGACUGUUUCUUUUCUUCUUCUCGUCUUACUUUCCAGACUAAUCAGUGUCUCAGCAAAGUAAAAUAAUUCACGGCACACAUUGAUCACAUCCAACCACUUCCAAAAACUUCAGAGGAGGCUGGGACAGACAGACAAACAUUAAACUAUAUUCAGAGGACUGUCAUUCGACCAGGUCUUGUUCUAAUGAAGAAAAAGGAGGGCCUAUGGAAGAGGACACACACGUCGGUAGAGUAUCGUGAUGUAAAUCAACCCAGCGAACAAUUAAGGUCUACCAGUUACAAACAUACAAACAUCUAAAUUAUAGGAGUAGAGCAGAGCGUGUAUUCUACAAUAAGCUCACUCGGAUCCCCUUCUACAAACAAAACACGCAAUCACACAGGGUGAUAUACGAGUCGUGCGCUUUCCUGCAUCUUGUAUUUGUUCCACAAUUUCAUUUCAAUGCGUUCUGCUGGCUAUUAUCAACAAAACGCAAUGGAUGUGUGCUCACUUUCCCCUGGUGGUGCAGCACCUCAACCAUGCACACACACCCACGGGCGGGCGCUAGCUGCAGGUUUUAUGGGUCCAACAUCAGAUGAAGGACGAUACACAAGAAGAGACACAAUCAAUUUAACGCGCGAAGAGUUCCGCUGUGAUUGCGCAAUCUCACCGGGAGCAGCAGGAAGAUUAGAAAGAGAAAUGAAAUGACAAUUAGAUAGGAGAAGGGAGCGGGAGAUUGAAGAAGGGAAAUAAGAAAGGGGGGGGGGGGGUCGUGGUGGUUCCCAGACCCCCUCCUCUUCCUCCUUCUUCACUCCAACGAAAGGAAAAAUGAGGCAAACUAAUGCCAGGCUUCUCAUUGGACAGUGUUUGGUCAGCUGGUCUCUGACUCCCCUAUUCUCCUCACCCAAUUCCUGUAACAUACACACACAUUGACUCUUGCUACUGAGCCCCACACUGCCCAGGACUGGCACCCAGCCACCCCAACUUCACCUUCCUCACCCCCUCCCAAUCUGCGAUAAACUCAGUGAUAGCAGCAGCCCGUCGGACUGUGGGCUAUAAAACACAACAAAUCAUAAAGUGCAGGCAGGGAAAGCAGAGGAAGGAGGACGGGAGGAAGAACCGUUAGCCUCAGUCUACUCCUCCUUCUUCUUCAUCGCGUUAUCACUGUUGUUGUGUUUGUUAGUGCCCUCCUGUGCUCCCCUCUUAUCUUCUCCUCCUCCUUUCCCACUUUUACCAAUGAGUUCAUAUUUUGUAAACUCCUCUUUCCCGGUUAUACCGGGAACGGGUGGGGGCGGCCAGGCGGCGUCAGCAGAGCCAUUCCUCGGUCAGAUCUCACUUUAUUCAUCGGGAUACGCCGACCAUCCGCUCAGACACUACCCGGGGGCAGCAGCGGUGACUGCGGCCGCGGCUUACAGUGCUCACCAGGAGAAGCCUUAUCCAACCACUACAUACUACCAGCAGGCUGCGAACGGAGCGUACAGUGGGCACCGAGCGGCGGGGGUGGCGGUCGGGGGCGCGUCCGGACCUGGCGGAUGCGACUACGCUACAGCAGCGGCGGCGGCAGCUGCAGCGGCAGCCACGAACUUUUACCGAGACAAGGAUCAUCCGUGCAGUCUGGAGGAACACCAGCUUGCUUUGAGCCAAGACGGCAUGCAUCGCAAAGUGGAGUGCGCUGGGCUAGGAGGAAAGGGGCUAUUUGGAGAAUCGAUGGAUGACAAACAAACAGUGCCAACUCCAAUCUAUCCGUGGAUGCAGCGGAUGAACGCAUGUAACGGAACCUUUGGCAGCCCGGGCAGACGCGGCCGGCAGACAUACACGCGCUACCAAACCCUGGAGCUGGAGAAGGAGUUCCACUUCAACCGGUACCUGACGCGGCGGCGGCGCAUCGAAAUUGCGCACGCACUCUGCCUCACAGAGCGGCAGAUCAAGAUCUGGUUCCAGAACCGGAGGAUGAAGUGGAAGAAGGAGAACAAACUCAUUAACUCAUCCUCGUCCUCCUCUUCCUCCUCCUCCACGGUAAACGGCACAGACGAGGAAGAGAAACGGACGGAAUGAAAUUAAAGAAAAUGAUAAGAGACAUUAACUGGAAGAAAAGGAUGGAAGAAAAUCCAUGCUGAUUAUUCCCAAUCUGUUUGUAAAGUGUGGACAUUUUGUACGCUCACGACUUCAUUCCUCUCUGUUUGACGACUCAACCGUGUGGGUCAUUAAGAGGUAUAAAAUGUUUUUCUCCGUGCUUUUCUCUAGGAUCUGUGCCUCUCAGCCCAGUCUCGGUUAAAACACUUAGUAUUUGACAUUUCUACUCGUUUCUAAUGCCGACCUGUUAUAUUUAAGUGCUUUUCCCCAAAACAUUUAAAACCAAAAAUGCAUUCUCCUGAAUCGUACCACCGAUACUAAAUAUUGAAACAUAAGGAGCCACAAAAUAAAGUGAAAAGCAAUGGGAAGAUAAAUAGAAGAAAAGGAAGAAUAAAUAAAAAUUCCAUACAGAUGUCUUGUUUGGGUGUUAAAACACACACACACACACACACACACACACACACACACACACACACACACACACACACACACA
Fundulus heteroclitus (mummichog) is the source of this 3058-nucleotide messenger RNA. RefSeq names its product homeobox protein Hox-B6a. Bases 1729 to 2547 code for a protein of 272 amino acids. Lineage: Eukaryota; Metazoa; Chordata; Actinopteri; Cyprinodontiformes; Fundulidae. Gene Ontology annotation, molecular function: DNA-binding transcription factor activity, RNA polymerase II-specific; RNA polymerase II cis-regulatory region sequence-specific DNA binding. Gene Ontology annotation, biological process: anterior/posterior pattern specification; regulation of transcription by RNA polymerase II. The record is from RefSeq and is a predicted model, not a curated record. Gene Ontology annotation, cellular component: nucleus. The transcript is spliced from 2 exons.